CUAGGCGGCGGUAGGGAGAGCGGAUCUCGCGGGGCCGCGGCCGGGAGGGAGAGAGAGGCGGUGAUGAUGGCGGCGGCGGAGCUGUAUUUGUUGUGGUUAUUACCUUUUUUACAGACGCUCUCUGCGUUUGGAGCAGAGCUUUCCUCUGAGGCCUGCAGGGAGAUGGGAUUCUCCAGUAAUCUCCUCUGCAGCUCCUGUGAUUUACUGGGUGAGUUCAGUCUGACCCAGCUGGAGCCUUUCUGCAGGAAGUGCUGUCAGGAGGAGGCUCAGCUCGAGUCCAGGAAGCUGUACCCUGGAGCCAUCCUCGAGGUGUGUGGAUGAAAAUUGGGGAGGUUCCCUCAAGUCCAAGCUUUUGUCAGGAGUGACAAGCCGAAGAUGUUCAAGGGUCUUCAAAUUAAGUACGUACGAGGCUCAGACCCUGUACUGAAGCUGCUGGACGAUAACGGGAACAUCGCUGAUGAGCUCAGCAUCCUCAAGUGGAACACCGACAGCGUGGAGGAAUUUCUCGGCGAGAAACUGGAGCGCAUUUAGUCAUUAAUGUGCUGUUAAAUGACCUUUUUCUUCUCUUUUCUUUCCAUUUUUUUCAGGAACAUCAGUAUCUAUUAGUUUAUUUGCAUGAAUUUGGUGAUACGAUACUAAUCGAGAUACCGGGGUUACGAUUUAAUACUUUGUGAUGUAUUGAGAUUCAGAUUUAAUACAAUUUAAGGAAAAUUUGUCAUAUGAAAAAAAAAAAAAAAUCAUAUUUAUCAACAAAUCUGAAUAAAAGAUAAGUUAUAUUCCUAGUCAGUGCAAUCUAAAUACAGAGUACAACACUGCUCUCUAGUGGGCGGGGUUUAAACAUAGCACUAAAUAAGUCACCAAUUCUGACACCAAUCUUUUUUUACAUGUGAACUAAUAAUAAUUCUAUAUUAAUGCAGUUUUUUUUUUUUAAAUAAAAGAAUCGAUACAAUACUGCAAAACAGUAUAAUAUUCUUAAACCCCUAGUAGAUACAGAUCACUACUGAAUGAAAGCUGCUAAAGAGAGUGUGUGUGUGUAUGUGUGUGUGUGUGUGUGUGUGUGUGUGUGUGUGUGUGUGUGUGUGUGUGUGUGUGUGUGUGUGUGUGUGUGUGUGUGUGUGUGUGUGUGUGUGUGUGUGUGUGUGUGUGUGUGUGUGUGUGUGUGUGUGUGUGUUUCACUCUUCCACCCAGAAAGGUUUCUCUCAGCGUUGUGAAACUGCUCAUCACUUCUUCUUUUCUCGAUUCUCACUUCUCUUUUCUCUGCUUCUGUCUGACGGUUUCAGAUCUUUAGUUUUUUUUUAUACCGUGUUUUGUUAAUUAUCAGAUUCUCCUGAAGGCGCCGGUUCUGAGCUGUUCACAGUGUUUGUUCAGGUUCUGGUGCCGGUGUUGAGCUGCACAUUAGUGAAGGUCCUGCAGUAAACCAGACUCUGGAGUGUGAGGCCUGAUGUGUGUGCAGUUCUCUCAGCGUUCAGAGCUGGAGAAACCCUGUGAGCAGUCUGACCAGCGAUCAGAAGGGGAUCUCUGUUCAAUAAAAAUUAAAUGGAAAGCUU
Messenger RNA from Astyanax mexicanus (Mexican tetra), 1547 nucleotides. It is a transcript of the gene selenof, whose product is annotated as selenoprotein F. The record is from RefSeq and is a predicted model, not a curated record. Gene Ontology annotation, cellular component: endoplasmic reticulum lumen. Lineage: Eukaryota; Metazoa; Chordata; Actinopteri; Characiformes; Acestrorhamphidae. Gene Ontology annotation, molecular function: oxidoreductase activity. The transcript has 5 exons.